AUGCCCGCCGCCACGGCCAAGGUGGCCGCCCGGCUGGCGCAGGGGGUCACCGCCAGGCGCGCGGCCGUGGCACUGCUGGUGGCCGCCUACGGGGCCAAGAAGCUGUACCCCGUCCUGCGGCAGCAGUGGGCCGCCUCUGAGCUGGGGGCCGGCCGGGCCGGCGGCGGGCCCCCGGGCAAGUGGGGGUCCGGGGACGAGGCCGCGGCGGGUCCUCCCGGGGUGAACCGGGUGUUCUUCGUCCGCCUGCUGCGGCUGCUGAGGAUGCUGUUCCCGGGGCCCCUGUGCCGGGAGACGGGGCUGCUGGCCUUGCACUCGGCCGCCCUGGCCAGCCGCACCUUCCUCUCGGUCUACGUGGCCCAGCUGGACGGGCGCCUGGCCCGCUGCAUCGUGCGCAAGAACCCCCGCGACUUCACGUGGCAGCUCCUCCAGUGGCUCCUCAUCGCCCUGCCGGCCACCUUCGUCAACAGCGCCAUCCGCUACCUGGAGGGGCAGCUGAGCCUGGCCUUCCGGGGGCGCCUGGUGGACCACGCCUACCGCCUCUACUUCGAGGGCCAGACCUACUACCGGGUCAGCAACAUGGACGGCCGGCUGCGCAACCCCGACCAGUCGCUCACGGAGGACGUGGUGGCCUUCGCCAGCUCCGUGGCCCACCUCUACUCCAACCUGACCAAGCCGGUCCUGGACCUCAUCGUCACCUCCUACACCUUGGUCAGCUCGGCCCGCUCCAGGGGGGCCGGCACCGCCUGGCCGUCCCUCAUCGCCGGCCUGGUGGUCUGCCUCACCGCCAAGGUGUUGCGGGCCUGGUCCCCCAAGUUCGGCCAGCUGGUGGCCGAGGAGGCCCGCCGGAAAGGGGAGCUGCGCUACAUGCAUUCCAGGGUGGUGGCCAACUCCGAAGAGAUCGCCUUCUACGGGGGGCACAAGGUGGAGCUGUCCCUCCUGCAGAAGUGUUACCGUGAGCUGGCCUCCCAGAUCAACGUGCUGCUGCUCGAGAGGCUCUGGUACGUCAUGCUGGAGCAGUUCCUCAUGAAGUACGUGUGGAGCGCCGCCGGGCUCGUCAUGGUGGCCGUGCCCAUCAUCACGGCCACCGGCUACUCAGAGUCGGAUUCGGAGGCGGUGAAGCAGGCGAUGCAGGAGAUGGAAGAGAAGGAGCUGGUGAGCAUGAGGACAGAGGCCUUCACCACCGCCCGGAGCCUGCUGAACGCGGCGGCCGAUGCCACCGAGAGGGUCAUCUCCUCCUACAAAGAGGUCACGGAGCUGGCGGGGUACACGGCCCGCGUCUACGAGAUGUUCCACGUGUUCAAGGAUGUGAAGCGUGGCAACUUCCGGCGUCCCGGGGAGCUGGAGGAAGGGGUGCCCCGAGCCGGGGCGGUGAUGAAGCACGGCGUCCGAGUGGAGGGGCCGCUGCAGAUCAAAGGGCGCGUGGUUGACGUCGAGCAAGGGAUCAUCUGCGAAAAUAUCCCCAUCAUCACCCCCACGGGAGACGUGGUGGUCAGCAGCCUCAAUAUCCGGGUGGAGGAGGGCAUGCACUUGCUGAUCACCGGCCCCAACGGCUGCGGGAAGAGCUCCCUGUUCCGGAUCCUGGGGGGCCUGUGGCCAACCUACGAAGGUGUCCUGUACAAGCCGCCCCCACAUCGUAUGUUCUACAUCCCCCAGAGGCCGUACAUGUCCGUGGGGACCCUGCGGGACCAGGUCAUUUACCCCGACACGGCGGAAGACAUGGCCCAGAAAGGGCAGACGACGGCCGAUCUGGAGCGGAUCCUGGACAUUGUCAACCUCAAUUAUAUCGUGCAGCGGGAAGGAGGCUGGGACGCCGUCAGCGAUUGGAAGGAUGUGCUGUCGGGCGGCGAGAAGCAGCGAAUGGGGAUGGCUCGGAUGUUCUACCACAGGCCGAAGUACGCUCUCCUGGAUGAAUGCACCAGUGCCGUCAGCAUCGACGUGGAAGGCAAGAUCUUCCAGGCCGCAAAGGACGCUGGGAUAGCAUUGCUCUCCAUCACCCAUCGCCCGUCCUUAUGGAAGUACCACACACACCUCCUGCAGUUCGACGGGGAGGGCGGCUGGCAUUUCGAAAAGCUGGACCCCGUGGCCCGCCUGUCGCUGCGGGAGGAGAAGGAGCGCCUGGAGCAGCAGCUGGCCGGCGUCCCCAAAAUGCAGCAGCGGUUCAACGAACUGUGUCAUAUCCUGGGCGAGGGCACUGCCUCCGAAGCGGGACAGGUCUGAGA
This is a messenger RNA of Euleptes europaea (tarantolino), 2219 nucleotides long. RefSeq names its product ATP binding cassette subfamily D member 1 (gene ABCD1). The coding region runs from base 1 to 2217 and encodes 738 amino acids. Gene Ontology annotation, molecular function: ATP binding; ABC-type transporter activity; ATP hydrolysis activity. Gene Ontology annotation, biological process: peroxisome organization; fatty acid beta-oxidation; long-chain fatty acid import into peroxisome. NCBI's taxonomy places the organism in Eukaryota, Metazoa, Chordata, Lepidosauria, Squamata, Sphaerodactylidae. The record is from RefSeq and is a predicted model, not a curated record. The transcript has 10 exons. Gene Ontology annotation, cellular component: peroxisomal membrane.